Crotalus tigris (Tiger rattlesnake) is the source of this 1054-nucleotide messenger RNA. RefSeq names its product acetylserotonin O-methyltransferase-like. The record is from RefSeq and is a predicted model, not a curated record. The transcript is spliced from 8 exons. The coding region runs from base 17 to 1054 and encodes 345 amino acids. NCBI's taxonomy places the organism in Eukaryota, Metazoa, Chordata, Lepidosauria, Squamata, Viperidae. Gene Ontology annotation, biological process: melatonin biosynthetic process; methylation. Gene Ontology annotation, molecular function: acetylserotonin O-methyltransferase activity.
AAUUCCUGGGGUCACAAUGAGUUCAUCUGAAGAAGCUGAAAAUAUUAAAAUGUUAUUUCAUCAUCAGCAUUCAUUUGUGAUUUCAAAAAUCAUAUUUAUUGCAAGUGAGUUGGGUGUCUUCGAUUUGAUGAGGGAGUCAGGGGAACUGCUGUCCGCGGCGAUUGUGGCAGAGCGCUUGAAGACCAGCCUCACCGGGAUGCAGAUGCUGCUGGAGGCCUGUGUGGGCUUAAAGGUCCUGAGAUUGGAAUGGAAGGAUGGCAAAGAUCUUUAUGGAAACACAGAGUGUGCUGAUCUCUUUCUGACUAAAUCAAGUCCAAAGUCUCAGUAUUAUUCCAUGAAGUUUUAUUCAGAAACUAUAUAUCCAGCAAUGCAAUACUUGUCUGAAGCUGUGAGGAAAGGAAAAAAUCAGAUUCCAUCAAUAUAUGGCUCUCCCUCAAACAAGACUUUUGAGGCCUUUUACAGGUCAAAGGAAGAGUUAGAAACCAUCUCCAAUUUCAUGAAUGAGCUUUGGUCUGUGCUAGGAAGAGAAGUGCUUUCUGCCUUUGACCUGUCCCAGUUCCCACUCAUUUGUGAUCUGGGUGGAAGCACAGGUGGCUUACCUAAGGAACUGAUUUCACUCUACCCAAAAUGUACUGUGACCGUUUUUGAUCUCCCUGAAAUAGUGGAAGCAUCCAAGAACCAUUGUUUUUCUUCAGAAGAGACCCGGAUCACUUUCCAUGCAGGUGAUUUUUUUAAAGAUCCCAUUCCUGAAGCAGACCUGUACAUUUUGGCCAGAACUCUGCAUAACUGGUCAGACGAGACUUGUUUGCAGCUGUUAUGCGAAGUGUACCAAGCCUGCAAACCUGGUGGCAGUGUCUUAAUAGUUGAAAUGCUUCUUGAUGAAGACAAAGGAGGGCCUUUAAUUGCCCAAUUCUACUCCUUGUUAAUGUUGCUGUUUACUGAAGGGAAAGAACGGUCAGCAACUGAGUUGAAUGUGCUCCUCCACAAAGCUGGUUUCCAAGAAGUUGAGUUAAAGAAAGGAAGCCUCUUUCAUAUUAUUUUAGGAAGAAAAUAA